UCGCCUCCUCUUUUAUUACCCUCUCAAGCCACAAGCCUCUCUGGGUGUGUGUGUGUGUGUGCACGCGCCAGCAUCACUCCGUGCUUAACGAUGUCUGCUGAACGUUUUGACUGCCACUACUGCAAGGAGUCCUUGCUGGGGAAGAAGUACAUCCUUAAGGACGACACCCAGUAUUGCACCAAGUGCUAUGAGAAUCUGUUUGCUAACAGUUGUGAGGUGUGCUCUCAGCCUAUCGGAUGCAACAACAAGGAUCUGUCCUAUAAGGAGCGGCAUUGGCACGACCAGUGCUUCAACUGUGCCCAGUGCAAGCGCUCUCUGGUGGAGAAGGCCUUCGCCGCCAAAGACGACCUUCUGCUCUGCACAGAGUGCUACUCACAUGAGUACUCCUCCAAGUGCAACACUUGCAAGAAGACCAUCAUGCCAGGUUCAAGGAAGAUGGAGUACAAGGGAAACAGUUGGCACGAGACCUGCUUCCUGUGCCAGCGAUGCCAACAGCCAAUAGGAACCAAGUCCUUCAUCCCCAAAGACAAUAGCUACUUCUGUACCCAGUGCUAUGAGAAGCAGUUUGCCUACCAGUGCUGUGCUUGUAAAAAAGCCAUCACCACUGGCGGAGUGACGUAUCAGGACAAGCCGUGGCACCGCGACUGCUUCCUGUGCAUCGGCUGCAAGAGGCAGCUGGCGGGCCAGCGGUUCACCUCCCGGGAGAACUACCCCUACUGCCUGGACUGCUUCAGCAACCUCUACGCCAAGAAGUGUGUGGGCUGCACCAAACCCAUCACCAACCUGGCCGGAGCGAAGUACAUCUCGUUUGAGGAGCGCCAGUGGCACAGCGAGUGCUUCACCUGCAUGCAGUGCUCCGUCACGCUGGUGGGGCGGGGCUUCCUCACCCUGAGGGACGACAUCCUGUGCACCGACUGCGGACGCGAGAAGUGA
Messenger RNA from Sardina pilchardus (European sardine), 933 nucleotides. It is a transcript of the gene fhl5, whose product is annotated as four and a half LIM domains 5. The transcript is spliced from 6 exons. Gene Ontology annotation, cellular component: Z disc; nucleus. Gene Ontology annotation, molecular function: transcription coregulator activity. Bases 91 to 933 code for a protein of 280 amino acids. The record is from RefSeq and is a predicted model, not a curated record. Lineage: Eukaryota; Metazoa; Chordata; Actinopteri; Clupeiformes; Clupeidae.